AUGUCUCGCACGAAUCUUCGCCAGUCGCUGAGACCCUGGUUGCGCAUUGCGCGCAACGCCAACACUGCUCGACCUGCCAGCCUUUCAUCGCACGCCUACAAACCAGUCGCCUCAUCAGCUCGUGCCUCUUCCUUCUCCACGUGCGCCCCGCGGUUCAAGGGCAUUAUGCCCGAUACCGAGAACCCUGCGAAGCCCUCAGCAGAUACAACCUCCGGUGGUCCCGCAAAGCCAGUCGAGCUCACCGAAGCGGAGUACCACGAAGUUGCAGACCACUACCUCGAUCGUGCGCUAGCGAAGUUUGAAGAGAUCCAGGACCAGGCCGACGAGCUUGACGUAGAAUUCGCCUCUGGCGUAAUGACGAUCCGCGUACCUGAGAAAGGCACUUAUGUGCUCAACAAGCAACCGCCAAACAAACAAAUUUGGCUCUCUUCACCAAUCUCGGGCCCCAAAAGAUACGACUGGUGCAUCUUUGGCGACGGUCAAAACGACAAGGAGGGCACUGCGACUGGACACUGGGUGUACGCCCGCGACGGGUCGACGCUAGACAGCCUGAUACUAGAAGAGUUGGGCUAUGACCUGCAAGAGCCUCUCCAUGCUUGGAGUUUCAACAUGGCAUUCGGAAGGAAGUAG
Emericellopsis cladophorae is the source of this 630-nucleotide messenger RNA. RefSeq lists its product as uncharacterized. The transcript is spliced from 3 exons. NCBI's taxonomy places the organism in Eukaryota, Fungi, Ascomycota, Sordariomycetes, Hypocreales, Bionectriaceae. Gene Ontology annotation, molecular function: ferrous iron binding; iron chaperone activity; ferric iron binding. The record is from RefSeq and is a predicted model, not a curated record. Gene Ontology annotation, cellular component: mitochondrion. Gene Ontology annotation, biological process: iron incorporation into metallo-sulfur cluster; intracellular iron ion homeostasis. The coding region runs from base 1 to 630 and encodes 209 amino acids.